Molecule: messenger RNA, 4968 nt
Organism: Bursaphelenchus xylophilus (pine wood nematode)
Lineage: Eukaryota; Metazoa; Nematoda; Chromadorea; Rhabditida; Aphelenchoididae
Source: the annotation of a GenBank genome assembly
AUGGACCCAUUCGCGUCGGAUAGUGAAGACACGAAUGAUCAGCAGGUUCCGGAAGACCCAGAACAAUUUGCGGCAGAAGAUGAGAGGAUUCUGGAGCGGCCCGUGGUUUCAGAUCUUUUGGACCGGCGAAAAAUCCAACAAAACAGCUUCGAAGAAGAGCUGAAUGGAGUGGCCGCAUAUGAUGCGAACGCUCUCGAAAGGGGAUACAUUAACCAGGUCAGUUAUUUUGUUUUUCUUUUCUUUUUGGUGUUUAGAAAAGAGAAUGGAGAGAGAAUUGAAUAAUUCGAUGAGUCGUCAUGGAUAAUAUGGGAAAUUCGCUCGAUUAUUACUUGCUUCAUAGAUAGCGGGUUUUGUUUGUUGUUUUGCACUUUUUUGGGUACUUUGCGUGUGGUAAAAGUCUAGUCGAUUUGUUUGGUACCUGAAAUUAUUAUCUUUCGUCAAUUUUAGGCGGAAUCGGCUCUCGAGCAAUUCAGUUCAAAACCGUCGAGUUCAAAAGGUGUUGACAAUCUCUUGGAAGCGGAUUCAGCUAUUAAAACUGGCGAACUCACUCCGUUCGAUCUUUUGCAACAACAAAAAUCUAAAGAUGAGCCUACGACAAUACCAAGAAAAGCAGUUAAACAUGGAUUUAAUCCUCUACCAGCCAAGGCGUCGACCUCAAAAGCCUUUGUCAAGCAGAUCUCAUCUUCGUCGGCUACAGAUGAAGAAUAUUAUGGCUCGAGUGCCAGCGACUAUGAAGAUGAAGAAGAUCCGAUUCAAAUGUCCAGAAAAGUUGGAAGGAACAGAAACUUGAAGAAAAGAACUCUCAAAGCGAAGGACGAUGGAAAUCAAGAUGACUUUUUUGAUAGAAUAAGGUGAGACUGUUAUUGGAUAUAAAAAUUUUUCAUUGUUUUAGUCAAUACCAAGAGGAACAAGAAAAGUUGCAAAGUGAAGGUCUUCCGAAUGAUAUUGAUAGUGGAUUCCAAACCAUCUUGGACAAUUUUAAAGUAACUACCGUUGUCUGGGAUAAGCUGUACAAGUGAGUAAUUUUUUUAUUUUUCGAAUUUCAAAUUUUAGGGUUGUAAUAUGAAUUUUUGGAAAAAGUAGGAUCGUUUUUGAUUCAGAUUUAAUCUGAGUGGUCCGUGACUUUGGUCCAAAUUUACCGUUUUCCAUUUUAGAUACCAAAAGACGGGUGUCCGAUGGCUUUUACAACUCCAUAAACAGCAUGUCGGGGGUAUUCUGGCGGACGAAAUGGGUCUCGGAAAGACGAUUCAGAUAGCCAUCUUGCUUCGAGCCAUCGCCGAGACCGCCGAACCCUCGAGAAUCUUCAAAUUCAAAGGCCUUGGCCCCUCUCUGAUCGUCUGCCCGGCCACUCUGAUCUUCCAAUGGGUCAAAGAAUUGAAUACCUGGUUCCCAAAAUGUCGAGUCAUCGUUUUUCACUCCUCCUCUCCACAUUUUUCGAAUAAAUCCAAGCUGCUGCAGAUUUCCGCAAAGCCAGUACAGUAAGUGGUUAUUUUCAUUAUUAUUUUUUUUUGUGUUUUAGGACUGGAACAGUGGUAAUAACAUCGUAUUCGACCUUCACAAGUGAAUGUAAAAAGUUGGUAAAGCUCAACUGGCAUUACGCGAUACUUGAUGAAGGCCAUAAAAUACGAAAUCCGGAUACGAAGGUGAGGAUUUUUGAUUGAUAUGUACAUGUGGCAUGGUGAAUGUAAGUUUUUCAUAAUUUAGCCUUCUUAAACCGAGUUGAAUUUUACAAUGUUUAUUGUUUUCAGGUCACAAUGUCGAUAAAAGAGAUCAGAACGCCCCAUCGAAUAUUACUGUCAGCAUCUCCCAUGCAAAAUAACUUGAAAGAACUCUGGUCUCUCGUGGAUUUUGUGUAUCCCGGCCGGCUUGGAGCUCUCAAAGAAUUCAAUGAUCGGUUUGCAAUCCCUAUAACUCAAGGCGGCCUGGCUUCGGCAAGCAAAACUCAACUCAGAGUGGCUUAUAAAUGUGCUUGUAUAUUAAGGUAGGUGAACAUGAUUAUUUUAUGAGAUAUGAAAUUAAAAUUGAGGAGGGAAAAGGUAAAAUAAGGUCUAUUUUUGUAUAAAAUUAUGAUUUUUUUGUAGACGAAUUUUUAUUAAAAUUGGAAUUUUCAGAGACGCAAUCAACCCAUAUAUGUUGAGAAGAAUGAAAAAAGACGUUGAAAUGGUAUUAAACUUGCCCGAAAAGACGGAGCAGGUGAGCAAGUACUUGUUUUAUAUAUUAUUUAUGCCUAAAUUAUUGCCCUUUUAUUCUAAAUGUAUGAGGCAAUGAAUAAUUCAGAGUUUUCCCCCAUUUUUUGCAUGAUUUGAAAAUUUUUUUGAUUGUUCACUUUAUUUUUCGACUUUCAGGUACUCUUUUGUGACAUUACCGAGUACCAGAGGAACUUGUAUAAAGAGUAUUUGGCGUCAAGGGAGUGUAAAUCAGUCUUAUCUGGCCAAAUGCACCCAUUUGCGGGACUGAUUGUACUAAGAAAGCUCUGCAAUCACCCGGAUCUGGUCACUGGGUCGCCGGGCGUAAGAACCGGAGAGAAAUCAGACGACUCAGACUUUGGAAACACCUCAAGGAGCGGGAAAUUGCAUGUCGCGGAGAGUUUACUGGCCCUUUGGAAACAUCAAGGACAUAAAGUUUUGUUAUUUACACAAAGCAAACAAAUGUUGACAAUUUUGGAGAAAAUGGUGAUAAUGCAGGGCUACAAUUACCUCAGAAUGGAUGGAGGAACACCGAUCGGGGCCAGACAAGGCAUGGUCAAGCGGUUUAAUGAGGUUAGUUGGGGCUUGGAGGGAGAUUUGGACAUUGGGAUAUUGAUGUAGUAGUAAAAAAAAAUUUCCAAAUUCUAUAUUGCCGAUUUAGAUGGUUGGCUGAAGUUUUGGUUGUUGGUAAAGGAUUAUAUUGGGUUGUAUUUUUUAGAAUAACCGCUGGUUUAGGUUAAAAUUAGGACUAGGUGAAACAAUUAUAUUACACAUAGUACACCGAUCCUAAGAUUUUGAUUUUUUAGACUCCUGACAUUUUUGUGUUCCUCCUAACAACCAGAGUAGGCGGGUUGGGCCUCAAUUUGACCGGUGCAAACCGGGUCCUCAUCUUUGACCCCGAUUGGAACCCCUCGACGGACACACAAGCCAGAGAAAGAGCCUACAGAAUCGGGCAAAAUAGAAGAGUUACCAUCUACAGAUUGAUGACUUCUGGCACAAUUGAAGAGAAAAUUUAUCAAAGACAAGUCUUCAAACAGUUCUUGAGCGAUCGAGUCCUGGUGAAUCCGAAGCAAAGAAGAUUUGUAAAAACGAAUGAUCUCUACGAAUUAUUCAAAUUGGGCGAUGGAGGAAGUUGCGAGACGGAAACAGGCGCGAUAUUCCAUGGAGAAACUAAGGAGGUCAAUAAGAACAACUUUUUUGAUGAACAGGCCAAAAAGUAAGAGGAUUUUGUAUUAAUUUUGGCAAUUUUUAUAUUGUGUUAUGCAGUUUGGUUGAUUUUCUUAUGGUUUUUGAAAAUUUUAGUGUUCUAGGGUAAUGUAAAUUGUUUAGGAAGAAGAAAGACGCCAAGAAAAAGCAGAAGGAACCAGAAAAAAUUGAUUUGGAUGCAGAAGAUGAGGAUCCAGAAUAUGAAAUUCAGCUUACAGAAGAGUACAAGCAAGAACUGUGGAAGAAAGCCCAGGAAAAGUUGGGCAAGGCAGAGGAAAAGACCUAUAUUUAUGAUGAAUUGGACGAAGAAAUGAAGAAAAAAAUUGAUAAUCUACCGGAAAAUCACCCAUUGAAAAGGAGAGUGAUUAGAAAAGAAACGAACAUCGAGCCGGAAGAGGGAGAAGUAGUCGAAAAGAAGGAGAAAAAGUCCAAGAAGAGAAGACUUUUGGACGGAAAAUUUGAAAUCAAAUUUUUGAAAAAACAACGAACUUAUCGCCCGCCGAAAGAAAAGGAAGAAAAGGAAUUAAUGGAGAAGAAACAACAUGAAAAACAGGACGCAUUUGUGCUACAGCACUUGCUGAAGAAUGCUGGAGUCCAUUCAGCGCUUAGGCAUGAUCAGGUAAAAAAUUCAGGGAGGUUUUAUAUUAUUUUAGGUGAUUUUGGGGAUUUGUGGAAAAUUUUGUUGAUUUUUAAUAGUUUUUGGCUGAGAUUUUAGUUGCAUUUGCUUUCAGAUUGUCGGAGAGACCAAGAAGAACGAUGACAUUGAUUUGGUCGAAGCUCACGCUGAAACGGUAGCCAAGAGAGCGGCCGAAGUCUUGAAGUUGAGUAGAAAACGCCACUCGGAUUUUGUCCGCCACGCCUGUUCGAAUGAGCCAUCGAAAAAGUCGAUUUUUGGAAGAAAACGGACUGUUCUUACGGAUGAAUUGGAAGAAGCGUCCAAGGAAGAGGAGGAGAAGUUACCAGCCAUGUUUAACGGAGGCCUAAAGAAUAGUGUCGGCGCCCUUUCAUCGACCGAAUUGUUCAGUGAAAUUAAGAAAAAGAGGGCAGAACAGAUGGAUGAUCAUGUUGUUGUGGAUGCGGUAGACCAGAAUGAUGAAAGUGUAGUAAGUUUUGGGGAGAUUUGGGAUAUUGUAGUAGGUGAUAGAUAAUGAAAUAAUUUUUGAUUUUUUUUUGGUAUUUUUUGAAAGAAUUUUGUUUCCAGCUGUAUCCAUCUUUGGCCCAGAAUAAGAAGAAGCCUGAUUAUGCGCUUGGCGAUGAGUACGAAGCAUUGGCAGAAGAUAUCCGACUGUUUUUUGUCAGUAGAAAUGGCCGGGCGACGACCGGAGAACUUUUGGAUAAAUUUAAGGUAAAAAAUUUUUUGAGGGUUGUUGUUGGUGGUUGGUGUGGAUUAAUGAAGGGUUAGGAACAUUGCUAGAUUGUUCAGUGGGUAAUAUGACAUGUUUCAAAACUGUUUUACGUUAUAUUGUUUUAGAAGAAGGUCCAGCCCAAAGAUUCGUUCGCUUUCCGCUCCAUCCUCCGAAAAAUCGCUCUCCAGUUGCCGAAUUCACAUUGGGCUUUGAAGGAAGAGUACUAUUGA